Messenger RNA from Protopolystoma xenopodis, 1305 nucleotides. The record is from the annotation of a GenBank genome assembly. NCBI's taxonomy places the organism in Eukaryota, Metazoa, Platyhelminthes, Monogenea, Polystomatidea, Polystomatidae.
AUGCGUUCAAGUUGCCCGGAGCGACUGGACGACGGACAGACGACUUUUGCGCCAAAUCCGGCUUCAGUCUCCGAUGCCACUUGCCAGGACGAACUUUUUGUGUGUCUGUGUGGAUGUCUUUUGGUGUCUGCCGGCCUGUUGCCAGAGUUGUCGCCGACGCAACAGCCACGAUGGAUCAACUUGCUCAACUUUCUUCAUGCCGCAAUUGCGCCAAAGCUCGCGCGUCGUGUCAAAGCGAACAUUUCCCCUUUUUUCGCCUCUUCGUUCGCCAUUUUCCCGCCCAAAAUGCAUCCAUUUUCGGCCCGACCAGCCUCGACACAGCCUUCACUUGACCUCGGCACCAAAUGGCCGACUCGACCGACUCGGCGAAGCGAUGCGUCACGCGACAACGUCGAGGCUGAGCCGUCUCGCCUCGGCGGCGAGAAAGGCCAGUCGAAUCGACCGAGACGACGUGACGCCGCGACGAAGCAGCCCGACCGGAAGUCGGCCGCGAGACGGCUCACGGACUCACGCGCGCGCAGGCCACCGGCGAUGACUCAUCCCUGCCCAAUUACGCCACACACACACACACACACGCACGUGCGCGUGUGCGUGCGCAUCAGUUCGCUCGCGUCGGUCCGCCUUGUGGGACACACCAACACAGCAGGCCAACUCGACGAGCCGAAGUUUAAGCGACCGGCUGGAAAAGCGAGUCAUCGAUUGAACGGCUCUUGUCCGCCCAAGGCAUGCCGUCUUGCUGAGUGGGCUGCGCGCUCCAUUAUUGAUCGGGCCGACUUGAAUUUGACUGUGGCUGGCUCGACGAGCGAGUGCAUUUCGCCACUCCAUCUUUCGCCGCUUCGUGCUCCGCAGUUCUCUUCUGCUCUUGCUUUUUCUACCAUUUUCGCUGCUCUUUUGUCUUCUGAUGCUUCGUUUUCCCAAAUUCAUUUUUUCUCGCAACCUCUCCUGCCCCGUUUGUCUACCGAACUUCCUUCUUUUUUGCUACAUUUUCUGCUCCUUUGUUCCUUUUCUCGCCACAAUCCGCCCCACAACGCGCUAUUAACUCCUGCAUUGAGGCAUACAGUUGAACUGAUAGUUGGCCUCCAUUUCAUCUGCUUGUGCCUCGCUUUAUUCACACGCCAAAGGUAUCUGGCACACUUCUCGGUCAAGUUGGUCCUGACAGCCGGGUCUCAGCAACUAGACCCUUUCGUUCAUCCUUACUUGCAGACGUUGCUCUGCGUCCGUCUUCACCCCUCGGCUGACUCAGCUCUUCACUUUACCUUCCGUGGCCGAUUCGACUGUCUGACCAACGAGUGUGCGUGUCCAUAA